AGGGGCUGGAUUAAUUCUUAGUGGGCAAAACAAUCUUCUUUCUUUCAAUUUCUCAGCUUAUUUGCUGUUAUAGAAAGAUGGGGAAAGUUUAUAAAACUGUAGGUCUGCUAGUAGUGUUGUUUGUGAUUGGGGUAGCUGAGUGCCGGCCGAGACUUGAGAAGGAUAACAUUGGAGGUGGUUUCGGUGGUGGUGGAGGAGGAGGCCUUGGUGGAGGUGGUGGUCUAGGUGGGGGUGCUGGUGGUGGAGGUGGUGCUGGUGGGGGUCUUGGUGGUGGUGCUGGUGGAGGCGCCGGGGGUGGCUUUGGAGGCGGAAAAGGUGGUGGUAUAGGAGGGGGUCUUGGUGGUGGUGCUGGAGGUGGUGCAGGUGGAGGUGCCGGGGGUGGCAUUGGAGGCGGAAAGGGUGGUGGCAUAGGAGGGGGUGUUGGUGGUGGUGGUGGUGCUGGAGGCGGUGCAGGUGGAGGUCUUGGUGGUGGAGCUGGAGGCGGUGCAGGUGGAGGCCUUGGUGGUGGAGCUGGAGGCGGUGCAGGUGGAGGCCUUGGUGGUGGAGCUGGAGGUGGAGCAGGUGGAGGUCUUGGUGGUGGUGGUGGUGCAGGUGGUGGGGCUGGAAUAGGAGGGGGAUUAGGGGGAGGUGCUGGUGGAGGUGUUGGUGGUGGAGCAGGUGGAGGUUUUGGUGGUGGUGCUGGUGGAGGAGUUGGAGCUGGUGGCGGUGUUGGAGGUGGAGUUGGGGGUGGCGGUGGAGCAGGAGGAGGAUUUGGUGGAGGUGGCGGAGCUGGAGGAGGUGUAGGUGGAGGCGCUGGUGGGGGCUUCGGUGGUGGUGCUGGAGGAGGAGUUGGUGGCGGAUUUUAAAUCCAAAUUUCAUUAAGCUAGGUAACAUGUAGCCACAUGCUCCAGGGAAUCAAAAAUAUAUAUGUACCAAGUGAUAUAUUCACUACUUUAUUUAUCAACAUUGCGAAUGAAAUAAAAGGCUCCAACAUGGGAAAAAAAAAAGUAUCGAAUCCUAUUUUAAAGCUCAUGUACCUUUUUCUUGCAUCCUUGACCAUUAUGGCCCACAAAAAUGAUAGAGCGAUACUAAACUUGCAAUUUUAAU
Rubroshorea leprosula is the source of this 1086-nucleotide messenger RNA. Lineage: Eukaryota; Viridiplantae; Streptophyta; Magnoliopsida; Malvales; Dipterocarpaceae. The record is from the annotation of a GenBank genome assembly.